AUGGCUGAAACAAUCCGUCAAAUGUUGAACUUAGGUCCAAAUGAAGGCGAUAUUACAAGUAUUCCGUUGGACGGAUACGGGACAGUUUUGAAACGACGAGAUGCUUUCUUGAAGCAAAUACAAGGCAACAAAACGUUACGUGAGAAAAUCAAAAAAGCUAAAGCUUUGUUUGUUGUUGGACAUUCGCAAGGAGUCCCAGUUAGCGUUUUUUUACUACAGAAACUAAUUGAAGCUAGAUUGGUUGAUCCCGAUCAACAAACAAUGUGUGCUUUGUUGUUGGCGGGGAUUUCGCAAGGACCGAUUUCGAGAUUCGAUCCUGCAGAAAAACUUGCUGAAAUACAUGUACUAAACAAUGAUCAAUCAGAAGAGCUAUUUGAUUUUCAAAAAUCUUCGUCGCCAAUAUCGCAGGAAUAUCGUGAUGCUACAAUUAAAAUUUUAAAGCGUGGAGUCAAGAUUAUAUAUUUUGCUUCUGGAAAUGAUGAUAAAGUUCCGCUUCAUUCUGCAUUAUACACAAAUAUGGAUCACCCGUCAAUUAAACGUGGUAUAUAUGUCGCCGAUUCUAUAUAUAAGGAAAAAAGAUUUGUAGCAGAUCUAGUAAGAAUACUUAUCCGACUCCGAAACAAUAAUUAUUCCGAUCAUGGUCUAUUGGUUCUCCUGAGCAAAUCUUUAAUUAAAUUCUUAAAAGACCAUGACCACGUAGAUUUAUCCGAAGAACCCGAAGCCUAUCAAUUGGCAGUCGACCAUUUAUACGUGUCAAAAAAAUACAAAAAUGUUCGUGCAAAAUUCACUGAAUUUGAUUACACAUUACCUGCAAAAUCACGCAAAACUUACAUACCAUGGGCAAUGC
Molecule: messenger RNA, 847 nt
Organism: Ambispora leptoticha
Lineage: Eukaryota; Fungi; Glomeromycota; Glomeromycetes; Archaeosporales; Ambisporaceae
Source: the annotation of a GenBank genome assembly